AUGGACCUCUUCCUCAACGACAUCCUCCAAAGACGCACCCCAGGUACAUGCCGCAUCGCCUACGACGAUGCCGACCUCCGCUACUUCAUCGAAGGCCGCCAAGAUCGCCACUUCCGCAGCCCAACCACCCAGCUCGUCACCUCCAUCCUGGACAAGAUCUGGCUGCACGACUUCCAGGGCAGCGGCAAGACGUUCCUGGCCGGCACGGCAGUCGAACAACUCAUCAAGUGCGCCUCGUCCCUCGAAGCGGUAUGCUACUACUUCAUCACACUGCACGACGUUGCUACGCAGAAGCCCGAAAACGUCCUAAGAACGCUCUUGUGCCAGCUCGCGCAACAGAGUUUCGCGGCGUAUCGCGAGCUGCGCAAGUGCGUGCUGGAGGCUGCUCCACCGGGGGUUUGUGCGGAGAUGGGGUACGCCUGGGAUGGGGGGUUCGACUACUUGUACUAUCGGCCGCUGCUGCAGCUGUUUGAGAGUAUGACUAGGCAUUUUACGAGGGUGACGCUGGUGGUGAAUAACAUUACGAGGUAUGGGGGCAGGGAGGACCUGGAUGCGUGGGAGGUGGUGGUGCAGGUGUUUGCGGAUGUUGUUAAGCGGACGGGGAGUCGGCUUAGGGUGUUGUUUACUAGUGAUAAUGGCGUGCGGGAUGGGGAGUUGAUGGUGAAUGAGUGUGACUUUUGUCCCAUAUUUGCGAGGGUUUCGGAGGAGGAGUUGAGGUUGUAUGUGAGGGGGCAGCUGGAGAGGAGGAUUGCUGGCGGGGAGGAGUAUCUGAGGUCAGAGGAGGUACAGAGGUGGUUGGAGGAUUAUUUGGCGAUACAUUCGAAUGGAAGUUUCACGUGGAUCAACGCACAACUUGACUUGCAAUGCAAGCUCAUUGCCUCGAAGCAGUGGCAGCACAUACCCGUGGAACGUACCCAAACAGAUGUUAUUGCAGAACAGCGGUUCGGCCCUGAUCCCAACAAUUUCAACUCGGGCAUGGUACCGUAUGAAGCCAACUUGCAAUACAUUGUCAACCAACAGGACAAACGCACUCAAUUCAUUGUGGAGCGCAUGAUACAUUGGGCUCAAAUCGACCGCCGCGUCAACAUGACUAUUGACCAGGCUUGUGAAGCUCUGAACAAGCUACUUUUUCGUCACGGACUUGCCGCUUCGGGUUCCCAAGUCACCGCGGACGAGGUUCUGGGAUCAUGCGGCCCUCUAAUUAGGCUUGGCGUGGACAAGCGCACAUUUGAACUGGCCCACGAAUCUGUUGCCAGAUACGUGGCUACCAGAAUACCCCCUGAUAAACCGGAACUGGCGCCCUUUCGCACAGACAGAGACAAGUUGGAGCAGAUGAGGGAAGAACUAGCAAGAGUUUGUUUCGAAACCCUGAGAGAGCCGAGCCUCGUAUGGAUGCCGUCAACACUCUCACAAGACCAAGAGCGUAUCAAACGCCGAGACGAGCAAAGUCCGCUCUAUGGCCUCGCCGCGUCUCACUGGCACAAUAUCUGCCAUUCAGAUUGGGGAGACGAUGUCACAGACGAAUUCAUGUCUCCCGUAUUCCAGACUGGGACUGCCGCUUUUGCAAAUUGGGUACUAGAGCACCGUCGUCGACGUUUCAUACAUUCACUGCCGCCUUUUGCGGCCCCUGUGUGGGGUGAGCAUCCCAGUCUUCCUGCAACGUUGUACAAUCAACUUGCCGCAGAGCUGGCGGGCUCGUCCAUAACAGCAUUACAUAUAGCUGCCGCAUUUAGCAAACCCAAUCUAUGUAAUAGCAUCAGGAAACAGGAUGCGGCAAGUUCCGCCAACACAGCAAGCGAACUGAUGGGGUCCGCGCUCCAUUGCGCCCUCGUCGGUCGAGCAGCUUUGGCGUUUGGUCUCGACGAGCCUCCUUGGCGAAGAUAUGGUCAUUAUGAUAGGGGAAAUGAGUACUACGAUGUUGGCACAGACCGGUGGAGUCUGGCCACGACGAUAUCGUGUCUCUCGGACAGGUGCAUGGCGAUAUGGCAUAAAUCGGGCCUUCAUGCGCCGGCUGGGCAGAGGGACACAUUUUCCAUUGCGGCAGACUUACUCGCGGCAUGCUUUUGGAUGCAAGAUGGGGACUUGUUCAUCAGCAUAAUGGAAAAGGGCAAGCCGUUGGCUCCCGUAAUCGAUAGAGGCUUCGUUGAGGCGAUGCGGAACAGGUGGUUCUUGAUGCGGCCACAUAGCUUACAGGAACGACCUGUACCGGCGAUUGUGUUUGACGACUUGAGGGAAUUUAUGAAUGAUGUACACUUUUAUCUGAUGCAAAGGGUGCGUAGCGAAUUGAACACCGGCGAUCUUCCGGAUGACGAGAGGGUUCUGUUGGAGGAGCUUCAAGCAGCGCUUGUAAACAACAUGAUGGAGAACACUUUAGAAUGUGGCCAGGCAUUCGGUAUCCUGCAAGAAGAGUCCUAA
Pochonia chlamydosporia 170 is the source of this 2415-nucleotide messenger RNA. RefSeq lists its product as hypothetical. The record is from RefSeq and is a predicted model, not a curated record. The coding region runs from base 1 to 2415 and encodes 804 amino acids. The transcript has 2 exons. Lineage: Eukaryota; Fungi; Ascomycota; Sordariomycetes; Hypocreales; Clavicipitaceae.